Molecule: messenger RNA, 228 nt
Organism: Protopolystoma xenopodis
Lineage: Eukaryota; Metazoa; Platyhelminthes; Monogenea; Polystomatidea; Polystomatidae
Source: the annotation of a GenBank genome assembly
GUCAGCCGUUUGCUCGAGGCCGAUCGUCACUCUGGCCUCAUCGCGCUCGCUGUCUCUUCGUCCACGUCGCCGUCGCCGUCGCCGCCUCCCACGGCGACGACUGUCGUCGGCCACAAACUGGCCGCCAAUGCCAUGGCAACUGUGUCGCCGCAAUCCGCCGGCCACAGGUCGGCAGCAGGCAGCAGAAGCGGAAGCACAAACUGUGAGUAUUUUUCUGUGUUCGAGUGA